Mercenaria mercenaria is the source of this 852-nucleotide messenger RNA. Its product is annotated as carbohydrate sulfotransferase 11-like. The transcript has a single exon. The coding region runs from base 1 to 852 and encodes 283 amino acids. Gene Ontology annotation, molecular function: sulfotransferase activity. The record is from RefSeq and is a predicted model, not a curated record. NCBI's taxonomy places the organism in Eukaryota, Metazoa, Mollusca, Bivalvia, Venerida, Veneridae. Gene Ontology annotation, biological process: carbohydrate biosynthetic process. Gene Ontology annotation, cellular component: membrane.
AUGAGAAGAACUCGGGUUGAUGAACUGAACCAAAUGUGCACCAGGCUAGGCAAACAUAGAUAUACAUUUCAGGAUAGGCAGAAAAUAAGAUUCAAACAUAUUGUAGUAGAUGACAAGAACAAAGCGAUGUUUUGCUAUGUGCCGAAAGUUGCAUGUACACAUUUGUUGCGAAUAUUUUUAUCACUCAGUGAUAACAUAAAUGUAUCUAAUCCUCUUCAUUUGGAAGGGAAAGAUGUCCAUAUUUUGAAAAGAAAGCUAACUUACUUGGAUACAUACUCCAAUCCAGAAAUCGAGUACCGAAUAAAUCAUUAUAAGAACGUGAUUUUUGUCCGGGAACCACUUGAACGUGUUUUUUCAGCAUUUAGGAGUAAAUUCGUUCUAACACAUGACCCUAGAUUUAUAAACUAUUAUGGGAGAAAAAUCAAAAACAGAUCCCGAAACGUUUCCAGUAAGAUGUCUACAGAUAAACAUGGAGUAAAUUUUACAGAUUUUGUUCAAUACUUACUACAUUGGAGAACAAUCGAAGAAGGAUACAAUGAACAUUGGGACUCGUACUGUAACCUUUGUCAUCCAUGUCUUGUAAAGUAUAACUUUAUUGGAAAAUAUGAAUCAUUUGAGAAAGACGUUGCUGCUCUCUUAAAACUUCUCAGUAUUGAGGGUAGAGUCCAGUUUCAAAAAAGAGAAGAAAAUUAUAUGCAUGUGCCAUCGGCAGACAUGAUGUCUACUUAUUUUAAAAUGAUACCGCAAGAACUGUUUGAAGAUCUAAUACAAAUUUAUACAGAGGACUAUCUAUUAUUUGACUACGAGAUUCCGUCCAUUGAACAAGUAUUGAAGAGACAUAUGUCAUUUUAA